Messenger RNA from Scylla paramamosain (green mud crab), 2037 nucleotides. It is a transcript of the gene nopo, whose product is annotated as E3 ubiquitin-protein ligase TRAIP-like. Gene Ontology annotation, cellular component: site of DNA damage; nucleus. The coding region runs from base 68 to 1426 and encodes 452 amino acids. NCBI's taxonomy places the organism in Eukaryota, Metazoa, Arthropoda, Malacostraca, Decapoda, Portunidae. The record is from RefSeq and is a predicted model, not a curated record. The transcript has 12 exons. Gene Ontology annotation, biological process: replication fork processing; protein ubiquitination. Gene Ontology annotation, molecular function: ubiquitin protein ligase activity.
UGUUUGUGUUGAUGUGUUGAAAGUGCCGUGUGACAAUUUUUGUGCUGGGUUUGUGGCCCCAACGGAGAUGAGGGCAACCUGCAUGAUAUGUGUGGACAUCAUCGUGCAGGGGCAGGAUGUGUCGGCAACGCCCUGCGGCCACACCUUCCAUGCACACUGCAUCACCGAGUGGAUCAAAGUGUCCAAGUCGUGUCCUCAGUGCCGCACUAAGGCCACUGAGAGGACCCUCAUUAAGUUGUUCUUCGAGACCAGUGACUCGGAGAUUGAGACAGAUCCCGACACCCUCCAGCAGCAGAUAGACAACUUGAAGUUUCAGCUGAAGCUUAAGGAGCAGGAGGUGAAGAAGCACAAGGAGGAUGCUGGCAACUCUAAGGCUCAGGCUGUGGCUCUCAGGGAGGAAUUUCGAGCAAGAGAAACCAUUAUUGUCGACAAGGAGACCACCAUCCGGGCACUCAAGACGCAGCUGCUGUAUGUGGACAGUGUUGUGGACAAGUCCAAGAAAAUGAAGGAGGAGGUCAAUGAACUGAAGGGGAAGCUCAAGCUACUGCAAGGCUUGGAGACUGUCCUGAAUGGCACAACAGAGGAGGUCACACUGCUGGUCAACGGUGAGGCAGGUGGAUCCAGUGGUGUGAAGAACAUUGCUACAUUCUGCACUGUCCUGAAGAAGGAGCUGAGCAGGGCUGUGGAGAAGCGAACUAAGAUGAGGUCCGAGAUGAUGGUAGUGAUGAGGAAGUGCAAGGAGGCGGAGAAAAAUGCCAAGAGCCUGAAGGAGGAGGUGGACACCCUCACCAUCUCAACCCGUCACUUGGAGCAGGACAACGAGGGGCUGGCGAAUGAAAACACAAAACUCAAGGCCAAGAUUCGAGCAUUGGAGCAGUCCAUUGCCUCUCCUUCAGAUGACGUCCGUAGCAGUGCCCUCCACCGCCUGCUGUUUGAAAGUCCAGCCCCAGCACUGCUCAAGCGCCUGCACAGCCAACUGGAAUGCGAUUCUGUCACUCCUGAGGUGGUGCGCAUGAGGCCCAGUGGAAUCACGAAGGAAUCGAAGGAACCCACAGGACAGAAGGAGCCAGACUCAGGCAUGACAAAACUGGUUGAUUUAGUCAGCCCUCCACCUGCCAAGAAGCCUCUCUCCACCUCGGUGCAUCCCCUGACUGACAGCUGCAACAUCAUGAAGGGAGGCAGGGGCUCCUAUGCCAGCCUGCAUGCUGGACCUACCACCUCCCAGGCCUGGAAGGACAGGCAGCUGGUAGGGGACCAAGUAGGUUACGAUGGCCUUGGGGGACACCACAGGGCUGAUGAGUUCCCCAAGCCAUCUCCUCUAAUGAGACAGCUGCCCAAGAAGUCCAAGUUCCUGUACAAACCGGUGAAGGGCAAAGGAAAGACCAACAAGCUCACUAACUACUUUGAAAACACAUUUGAGGAUUAGGUGUCUUAUUUUUUUUUUAUUUUUUAUUUAUUUAUUCAUUUUAUUUUAUUUAUUUUGUUAUAUACUCUGGAUUAACUCCUCUGAAAACAUUGGAAGAUUAGGUGCCUAUUUUUUUUCAAGUGUAGUUUUACGUCAUGCUCUGUGUAGUGUAGGUUGUAUUGUAUUUUGCUCACUAAUAAUGUUUAAAACACAUUUGAAGAGCUGCUUACUUUUUUUGUUGAUUGAUUUUUAUUCUUACACUAUAUAUUUUGUUAUGUUUUAUCUUAUUCAGUAACUACUUAAAAAAAAGAUGUGAAGAUGAGAUGCUUGUUUUAUUAUUAUUAUUAUUAUUAUUAUUAUUAUUAUCAUUAUUAUUAUUUUAUUUUAUUUAUUUUUUAUCACACUGUAGUCUAGAUUGUAUUUUAUCUUACUAAGUACUUUGAAAACACAUUUAAAAAUCACUUGCUGCAAGCAGCCGGGAUUUGCCUCGUGUAAACCCCCCUCACUAUUGUUUUUCAUAAUGAAUUAAACUGGAACAGUGUGUGUGUGUGUGUGUGAAAGAGAAAGAGGGCGGAAGAUACUUUUAUAAUGUUACAUAAUUUAUUGUCGAAUAAAAAGCUACUUUUCAGAAA